UCCUGUACAGUAAAGGAUUGUAAUUGGAUUAUUUUCUCAUUCGAAAGGUUAAUCUACAUUUAGUUCCCUAGGCACUUGGAUUGCCUUUUGGGAAUACAGUAGAAAUAAGAUCUUGGAGGAUGGGGGAUUAUCAAGUGGAAUCAAAGAGCCCCUCCUUUCGCAGAUUACUGAAGCUUCUUUCAGAUUCCCAAGUCUCAAGCUCUGAAUUACAAAAAGAAGUUCAGGCUUUAAUGGAAAUGGUCAGAGAGCAACAUGAAAGAGAGAAGAUAACAGACAGUGAUGUCACAGCAGUUGAUAAGACACUGACCUAUUUUCAAGAACUCUUAAAUACAGAGCCAGCAUUUGCACACUGUGGUCUUGCAGAUUGCUGUCGAUUGUUGCGCAAUAUUUGUGUACAGUGUCCUUUGGCACAAGACAAAGUUUUGCCAUGUCUCAAGAAGAUCAGAUCUGUGAUACACAGUUGUGCUGGUCUUAAGAGAGGGAUACACAAAACUGAAAGUGAAAGUGGCAUCAUUUUGUUCCGAUGUAUUGUACAGUUCAUUGGAAACUGUAUUGUCAACCAUCCAAAUAACCAAGAAUUUGUGUGGAAUAAUUUCCAAGAUGAGCUCAGUGAUCUGUUGAAUUUUGGAGAUGAGAAGUUAUGUACAUACACAUGUAUGGUUUAUCACAAUUGCCUCAGAGGAAAGCUGGACAGGAAGUCAGAGAUGGAUACUGAGCAUUGUGGGCAAAUUCUUUGUGAUGUUGUCAAGGCAACAAUUGACAAAGAAUCUGAAUAUGGAUUAUUUGUGGUAGGGGAUUGUCUGGAAGUUAAUGGCACCCUGGCUGUUGCUGAUGAAGAUCUAUCAGAUCAUGAAAUAUUGUAUGUACUAGAAAUAUUAAUAGAUCAGCUGAAGAGAUUGCCAAAGGACUCUGAUUUAACAGAGCCCUGUCCACAUCCUUCACUAGGCAAUUUACAGUACACAGUGACUCAAGUAGCUACACAUGCUACAGCCAUACUUAAUGUCAUGGAGGAAAAAAUGGAAAUUAAUCCAAAUAUAAUUGUGAAACAGAUAGAGAUCCUAGGGCUGGCUUCUUCACAUACACAGCUGUACGGAGAACUACAAAAUGAAUCAGACUUAUUGACAACUUGUCUCUAUUUGCUCCACAGUAUCCACCGACUGGGACAAUGUGGAGACAAUGUGUUCAGUAGUGUGGAGAAGGUGACCCAGGUCAGGGAGGUGGAUGUCCAUCAUCCAGCCUUCGGUCUCAAGAAAGACAUCAUCCGCCUGCUGGCUAAUCUUGUACACAGGCAUAGAGAAAAUCAAGAUAAGGUGAGAGAAAUGGAUGGAUUGCCACUUAUUUUGGAUCAAACGAACAUUGAUGCCCGAAAUCCCUAUAUUUCUCAGUGGGCGAUACUGGCCAUCCACAAUCUGUGUGAAAAUAACCCAGACAAUCAGAAAGUGUUGUCAGACCUUAAAAUACAGGGUGUCUGUGACAAAUCAGCCAUAGUAGAGGAAUUAGGGAUCGAGGUGGAACUUAAAGAUGGCAAAGUGUCUGUGAAACCCAAAACACAGGAUAGGUGACCGACAUCUCAACCCGGUGUUCUGUGAUAAAGUACGAAGCAAAACUUACUGUUUUAUGAAAGAAUGUUUUAAAUUGCAGAGACUCACGGUUUCAUCAAGCCCAUGCAGUCAUCUAUCUUUCCUUCAUUCUUUCAUUAAAACAUUUAUUGCUAAAGAAGUAAAAGAUACAUAUAUUUAAUUUCAUUUUAGGAAUUAUUACAUGAAAAUGCAAUGAGUCUAAUUCAAUGUAUCUAAUUUUCUAUGCUUUAGCUUGAAAUCAUUCAAUACAAAAGUCAGUCAGGCUAUGUUAAAGAAUGUAGGUCAGCAACUAGGAAGCUGUUGUAUACGUUGUUCAAUGUAUAUGGGUUUGGUACCACUGAUAACAGAAAAUAAAACAAAAAUCGUU
Saccostrea echinata is the source of this 1947-nucleotide messenger RNA. RefSeq names its product ataxin-10-like. Gene Ontology annotation, biological process: neuron projection development. The coding region runs from base 120 to 1562 and encodes 480 amino acids. NCBI's taxonomy places the organism in Eukaryota, Metazoa, Mollusca, Bivalvia, Ostreida, Ostreidae. The record is from RefSeq and is a predicted model, not a curated record. The transcript has 10 exons. Gene Ontology annotation, cellular component: cytosol.